This is a messenger RNA of Saprolegnia diclina VS20, 974 nucleotides long. RefSeq lists its product as hypothetical. NCBI's taxonomy places the organism in Eukaryota, Oomycota, Saprolegniomycetes, Saprolegniales, Saprolegniaceae. The record is from RefSeq and is a predicted model, not a curated record. The coding region runs from base 181 to 885 and encodes 234 amino acids. The transcript is spliced from 4 exons.
GGCCUCACGGUCUGGCUUGGGCUCUGGGUCGGCAACGUCCCGUCGAUCUUUGAUGCGGAGAAAGUCAAGCUCACUGAGCUCAUCGAGGGUCGUUUAAUUGACAGCACCGUCGUUGGCAUCCACGUCGGGUCGGCCGCUGUGUUCCGCAACGACGUGACUCCGGAAACUGCGAUUGCCAACAUGCAGGAGGUCAAGGACGAGCUCGCCAAGGCCAAGAUCACCGUACCGGUGACAAUUGCCGACUAUGCGGACACGUGGGCCGCCAACCCGUCGAUGGUCGAAGCGGUGGACAUUGUGUCGGCGAAUCAAUACCCGUACUGGGAGAAGAAGAACGCCAACGAGUCGGCCGCGUGGUUUUACAAGCGCAUGGAGCCGGUGAUCGCGUCCGCCAUCAAGUACAAGAAGAAGAUUCUCAUUUCGGAAACGGGCUGGGCCACCGGUGGUUUUGCUGCGAAAGCGGGUCCGUCGACGCCGGCGCAGGCGGCGAAAUACUUGAACGACUUUUCGCUUUUGGCCAAGCAAAUGGACUGGAACUACUACUACUUUACGUCGUUUGACAUGGCGUUCAACUCGAACGAGACGGACACGGACAACGUCGAGCAGCACUUUGGCCUCUUCUACGCCAACGGCACCAUGAAGCCGUGCUACGCCAACCUCACGGUCACGGGCACGUCGACGGUCGUGACCAAGGCGCCGUCGCAGCUAGCGACCGUGACGCCCGCACCCAAAGCCUCGUCGGCCAACAAGACGGACAAUGCGACCGCCACCAUCAAGCCGACGACGACGACGGUGCCGGGCGCGACGCCCAAGUCGGCCGCAAUGGGAGCCGCACUCACGAGCCUCGUCUCGAUGGCCGUGGCGUCGGUCGUCAUGCUGGCUUUGUAAUCGCAACACUAGGUUGGCAAACGUGUACUAGUAUAUUCCUUUGUCGUCUGUACAUAAAGUAAACGUUUUGGCUUCCAAGACGUUGGCAG